AACAAAAUGUAAAUGUUCAUAGUAAUUUCAAGUUUAAAUUUAUACAAAAUUUUUAAAAAACAGGGGGAAUUAUUAAAAUUUAAAAAAAUAAAAAAAGAAACUUAUAUUUUAAAAUGGCUUCAAAAAUUAGAGUACAAGUCGAUGAUGAUAUUAAAAUAUGGAAAUUUCUUAUAGAACCAGAAUGGACAAAAAUUAAACAUUUAGGAAAAUAUCUGAAAGGAAUCUUUAAUUUAGAAAAAAUUUUUAUUUUGGAUGAUGAUGGCUUUUUGCAUCCAAACAGUAAUAUUAGUUAUUUACAUUGUAUGGCUAAAAAUAACGAAAUAUUAACAAUUAAAAGUUCCCUUAAUUUGAAAAAUGAAUCUUUCGUUAGAGAAAAUUCUCCAAAAAGAAAGAAACCCAAACCAUUUAAGUGUCAACAAAACGAAAAUAGUGAUUUAAUUUCUGAUACUACACCAAUUCUGAAACCUGAACCUGAGAAAAUAAAACAAAAUGGUUUAAAUAAAUUGACAGAUCGAAUGGCAAAUUUUUCUCAAAUUUUGAAUUCGUUUUCAACUGAAGGUGUGUUAAAUGGAGACCACCCAAAAAAGACUAAUAUCUUUAAUCAUGCAAAUGAAAUUGGUGAAGCAAUGUUCGAAAUUCCAAGAAAGCGGAGAGUACGGAAGAAAAAAGAAAGAAAACUUCUUUCACCUGAGAAAUCAGAAACUUUAAGAUUUCAGAAAACGCCAACACAAAUUUUACAGACAAAAAAUAUAACGAAAUCGGAAAAUGAAAAAAAACUAAAUAAUGUUAAUCAAUCUAAAGAACAUGAUAAAACACAUAUUCGUUUUGAUGAUUCUGGAGAAGCUGUAACUAAGAAAUCGGUUGCUAGCAUAAUUUUUGUUGAUUAUCUGGACAACCCAGAUCUUAAAAAGCCUAGAGAUAUCAGACCUAUUAAAGUUAAUGUAAAUAAUGAUAACUGUGCUGGAAAAGUCCUCGAUACCGAUACUAAUAUUUCUCAAGAAACAGAAUAUAAUUCUAAUAAUUCUGAUAAUAAAGAAUCAACGACUGAAACUAUUGAAUCAAAAAUUUCUGCAGAAUUUUUAAAUCAUAAACUUGAAAAAUGGGAUGAUUUCCCAAAUUAUGAUGCUAAUUGUAAUUCGGAUGCUCUUCAACAAGAAAUAGAUUCAAACAAUCAAGAAAAACCAAAAGUAGUAGUGAUUUCUAAUGAAAUUAUUACUAAUGGAGUGAAUUAGAUUGUUUUUCUAAUCAGAAUAAAAAAUUUUGCAUUUUUGUUAUUAAACUUUUUGAAAAACGGACGCAUAUGUGAAGAGCUUAAUAAUUGAUUAUAUUAUAUUACAUAUUUAUAUUUGUUAAAAUGUUAAGCGUAAAAACGUUAAUAAAUAAAUUUGUAAAUUAUGUACGCAUAUAUGUAAAACUAAUCAAAAUAAGAAAACAAUGUCUUGUUCAUUCUAUA
This is a messenger RNA of Condylostylus longicornis, 1453 nucleotides long. RefSeq names its product tubulin-specific chaperone C-like. NCBI's taxonomy places the organism in Eukaryota, Metazoa, Arthropoda, Insecta, Diptera, Dolichopodidae. Bases 114 to 1232 code for a protein of 372 amino acids. The record is from RefSeq and is a predicted model, not a curated record. The transcript is spliced from 3 exons.